AAGACCCUAGAAUGAACCACUCAUUCAGAGUACCCUGCAAGAAGCCACAUUAGCUCGAUUAAACCUUCGUAGGCAUAUUCUGAAUAUAGUCUGGGUACUCAUUGUUUAUUUUAGAAUAAAUAUAAGAGAGUAGGUCUACAUUUGAUCAGUUCACCUAAUGAAAGAAGAUAAAUGAUGUUAGAGAUAUCCAAAUUGGACCUGCCAAGGGUACGAUGUCAGUAAUUGGCAAUAAGGCAAAGCCAGCCGUAUAUUUUGGUAGUUUGACGAAUUCUAUGAAAUCAAGACAUCAAGAUACCUAUAAAGAGUUAAAUAAUAACAGAUGGCAUUGGGUAAACGAUAGGAUCGUCCUUCCUCAGUAGCUGCAAAAAGUGGAUAGAUUAAAAAACAUCAGUGAACAGGGUUAUUGGGGUAUCAGCAGCUGAUACCCCAAUUCACUAAAAUUACAUAGGCUGCAAAUAAUAAUUCACUUAAGUUAAAAAAACAUCCAAUGAUAUCCUUGCAAAUUUCGCUAUCAGAUAAUUGGUUGUGUUAAUAACCAUGUCUUUAGCAGGAAGUAAAAAUUCUAUCGGUGUCCCUCAUACAGCGAGGGCAAAAUACCGGUAGAAUUGGAGUAUUCUAUUUAACGGAGUUCGGGGAUUACAAGGUUGAUGAACCAUUAAAAUAAUGAAAACCUGUUCGCAAAUUUGGUCUUGAAUUGAAUAAUACCGGCGGAUCAGUCAGUGCCAAGUUGAGAAAUAGCGAAUGUGGUCAACAAUCUUAGGGAGAUCUUCGAUUUCAUCAUAGUUGGAAGUGGUUCAUCUGGAUCAGUGUUAGCAAACAGACUGUCCGAAAUACCCACUUGGAAAAUUCUUCUUCUGGAAGCGGGAAAUGCAGCAAACGAACUGAAUAAGGUACCCCUUCUGGCACCCAUAUUCGCAGCCACUGGUUAUAACUGGAACUACACUACUGAGAGGCAGGAAGGCAUUUGUGAGGGUAUGGUGAAUAGAGUAUGCCCUUGGCCGAGAGGAAAAGCUCUGGGAGGUUCAACUAUACUGAACUACAUGAUCUACACGAGGGGCAAUCCUGAAGAUUACAGGAGAUGGUCCGAACGAAACGAAGGAUGGUCAUACGAAGAAGUACUGCAAUACUACAAAAAAUCUGAAGACUGCCGCCUAGAAUUCGAAACCUGCACCGAUUGUUUUCAUUCUUCCGGAGGGUACUUGAGCGUCGACCGUCCAUUUUCUUCCCCUCUAACAGACGCUUUCGUACAAGGAGGUAAAUUUAUUUCACUGUGAAAGAUAUCACAACCCUUAACAUUAAAACUCGCAGGUAUCCAAAUGGGCUCAAGACAGGUGGACUACAAUACCGUAGACUUCAUGGGUUACUCCAAAAUACAAGCGAACAUCA
This is a messenger RNA of Coccinella septempunctata (seven-spotted ladybird), 1386 nucleotides long. Its product is annotated as glucose dehydrogenase [FAD, quinone]-like. The transcript is spliced from 3 exons. Bases 975 to 1274 code for a protein of 99 amino acids. Gene Ontology annotation, molecular function: oxidoreductase activity, acting on CH-OH group of donors; flavin adenine dinucleotide binding. The record is from RefSeq and is a predicted model, not a curated record. NCBI's taxonomy places the organism in Eukaryota, Metazoa, Arthropoda, Insecta, Coleoptera, Coccinellidae.